Staurois parvus is the source of this 268-nucleotide messenger RNA. The record is from the annotation of a GenBank genome assembly. NCBI's taxonomy places the organism in Eukaryota, Metazoa, Chordata, Amphibia, Anura, Ranidae.
CUGCUCCCCGCAGUCUCUAGUUAUCCCCUGUACUAUGUCCGCAGUCUCUGGUCAUGCCUUGUACUAUGUCUGCAAUCUCUGGUCAUCUCCUGUACUAUGUUCGCAGUCUCUAGUCAUUGGUACUAUGUCCGCAGUCUCUGGUCAUCCCCUGUACUAUGUCCGCAGUCUCUGGUCAUUUCCUGUAGUGUGUCUGAAAUCUCUGGUCAUCUCCUGUAGUAAGUCAGCAGUCUCUGGUCAUCUCCUGUACUAUGUCGGCCGAUUUUUGCUC